This is a messenger RNA of Toxotes jaculatrix (banded archerfish), 2026 nucleotides long. It is a transcript of the gene slc27a6, whose product is annotated as solute carrier family 27 member 6. NCBI's taxonomy places the organism in Eukaryota, Metazoa, Chordata, Actinopteri, Toxotidae. Gene Ontology annotation, molecular function: long-chain fatty acid-CoA ligase activity; long-chain fatty acid transmembrane transporter activity. The record is from RefSeq and is a predicted model, not a curated record.
UGUCCAUGGAACAUGUAACAGUGCGGUGUAGGUUAAACAGUGCGCUUAGUCCCCCCCCACUGGUUGUCUCCAACCUGUCUCCACCGCGUCCUCUCCGCGUGUCACAGCCGCAGACAUGGCUCUGUCCCUGGGAUGGUUCUCCGCUCUCGCCGCGGGUGUUUUCUCCGCACAUGUUUUGCAGAAACGUUUCCCAUUCUUUUGGAGAGACCUCUUCUUUCUGUGGAAGGUGAUCACGUACGGCGUGAAGCUGGAGCUCUUCAAGCUGACAUCCAGCGUGUGCACGGUCCUGGAAAGGUUCAUCCAGCAAGCGCAACGCGUCCCCAACAAACCGUUCGUUAUCUACGAUGGACGCGUCCACACCUACCGGGACAUCGAGCUACGGAGCAACAGGCUCGCCAAUGUUUUCCUGGAGAGUCUCAAACUGAGGAGAGACUGUGUUGCUUUGCUCAUGAACAACGAGCCCGACUUCCUGUGCGUUUGGUUCGGGUUGGCGAAGGUCGGCUGCUCGGUCGCUUUCCUCAACCACAACAUCAAGUCCAAGUCUCUGCUGCACUGCUUCAACUGCUGCGGAGCCAAAACUCUAAUAGUCGGUUCAGAUUUAGUGGAAUGUCUGGAUGGCAUCCUGAGCAGCCUGCUGCAGGACAACAUUCAGGUGUGGGCCAUGAAGGACCAACAGAGUGAGCACACACAGGUGCACACUCUGUUGGAUAAGAUGGAUGCUGCGUCGGACCAGCCAGUACCAGCAGUGUUACACGCCAUCACCUCCCUAAAAACCCCCACCCUGUACAUCUUCACCUCUGGAACAACUGGGCUCCCGAAGGCUGCAGUGAUUACUCACCUCCAGAGUCUGAAGGCUGCAGCAGGUUUUUGGGCAUUUGGGGCGACCGAAGAUGAUGUGAUGUACAUUCCUCUGCCACUCUACCACAGUGCAGCUUCCUUGAUCGGCAUAGGAGGAACCAUAGAGCUAGGUGCGACCUGCGUCUUGAAGAAGAAGUUCUCAGCCUCCCAGUUCUGGAGCGACUGUAGGAAACAUGACGUGACUGUUUUCCAGUACAUUGGUGAACUCUGCCGAUACCUGUGCAACCAGCCUAAGACAGAGAUAGAUAAAGUUCACAAGGUGCGGAUGGGAGUAGGGAAUGGACUGCGGCAGGAUGUCUGGCGGGAGUUCCAGAGUCGCUUUGGAAACAUCAAAAUGUGCGAGGUAUACGGAUCCACAGAGGGAAACCUGUGCUUCAUGAACCACAUCGGCAAGAUUGGAACUGUGGGCCGGUCCAACUUCCUCUACAGGCUCCUGUUCAAAUAUGAUCUAGUGAAGUAUAACAUGGAGAAAGAUGAACCAGUAAAGGAUCAAUACGGUUUUUGUCAGCGAGUGGAAAGGGGUGAGACAGGGCUUUUACUGUCCAAGGUGAGCGCCAUCAGCCCCUUCUUUGGCUACGCUGGAAGCAAGCACCUGACCGAGAAGAAGUUGUUGAGAGACGUGUUUGUGAAGGGAGAUUCCUACUUUAACACGGGUGACCUAAUGGCUGAAGACCAGGAAGGCUUCAUCUGCUUCAAAGACAGAGUGGGAGACACCUUCAGGUGGAAGGGUGAAAAUGUAGCAACGACAGAGGUAACAGAGACUCUCGGGCUGGUGGAUUUUAUCCAGGAAGUUAAUGUGUAUGGAGUGGAAGUACCAGGGCAUGAGGGCAGAGCGGGAAUGGCUGCCAUGAUCACAAGACCAGGUCUCACUUUUGAUGGGAAGAAAUUGUUCGAUCACGUGAUGAGGGAUCUACCGGCGUACGCUCGUCCGCUGUUCAUUAGGCUUCAGGAGAUCAUGGAAAUGACGAGCACCUUCAAGCAGCAGAAGUUCCAGCUGGUGCAGAGUGGCUUCAACCCCUCGACGAUCUCCGAGCCUCUCUAUGUUUUGGACUACCAGCAGAAGAAUUACGUUCCUCUAACAGACACUAUCUACCAGAGCAUCCUUGCUGGAGAACGCAAGCUAUAGAACUCACAAGUAUGAUGACAUGGCUUGAGACAAAGAGGGAUU